Molecule: messenger RNA, 2898 nt
Organism: Arctia plantaginis
Lineage: Eukaryota; Metazoa; Arthropoda; Insecta; Lepidoptera; Erebidae
Source: the annotation of a GenBank genome assembly
AUGGCGCUGUACGUGUCGCCUGGGUUCUCUCGGGCGGCGGACGCGCACCUGCGGUUGGCUCUCAUGUUCAAGGCUCGGCGGCACUGGACCAUCGCCGCCGUGCAUUUCAAACGAGCGAGACUUGCACCGCAUCAAGAUGCAACCUUCACUCGUCUCGAGCUGAGCUUCCACGCCGCCCACCUUCUUGAAGCGAAAGGCCUUAGGAAAGCUGCCCGGGACGCUUAUGAAAGACUAUUAAAAGAACCACAAUUAUCUUCUUCCUUGAAAGCUGAUGUUUGCAGACAACUAGGUUGGCUGUAUCAUCGAUGCGUAACGUUAGGUGAACCCGCAGCACGAGCUCGGGCGGCCAUCUGGUGUCUCAAGCGAGCUGUCGAUGCAGAACCAGAUUCUGGAGCAGGGCUAUACCUUUUAGGAAGAUGUUUUGCGGCUCAAGGCAAAGUUCAUGAUGCUUUUAUCGCCUAUAGAAACUCUGUAGAAAAGUCUGAAGGAAAUGCUGAUACAUGGUGUUCGAUAGGCGUGCUAUAUCAACAACAAAAUCAACCUAUGGAUGCCUUACAAGCAUACAUAUGUGCAGUGCAGCUGGACAAGGGCCAUUCCGCGGCAUGGACGAACUUAGGGAGUCUGUACGAAAGCUGUCAGAUGCCUAAAGACGCUUUUGCUUGUUACACCAAUGGCGGGGCGGCUGCUACUGCUUGGGCACUGAGACAGAGGCUGGAGUUCUUGAAGGCCCAUUUAGCACAUGCGCCUAUGCCGUCAGUUACAGGAAAGCGUCGUCAACUACCAGCUAUCGAGGAGGCUUGGAAUCUUCCUAUAUCUGCUGAAAUGUCAUCGCGAGCACCGAAAUCUGCUCCACCUCCGUACCCGGGCAAAAGACCAGAAGAACCACCACCAUUAACACAUCAUCAACUGCAAACGUUGCAGUACUUGCAGAAGAACACGCAUAAUUUGUCGCCACAACAACAAACUUUAAUGCAGCAGCUACUAUCGCAGUAUCGUCUGGCUCAAGCGGCGAGAACGCGUGCGGUGACCAAGAGCGAAGGCACCGCGACCGGCGGCGACAGUGCAGAGUCGCUCGCCGAAGAUCUUUUAAAAAGAUUUUCUGACACACAACCGGAUAUCAAGAAGGAGCCUAUUUGCACAGAAACUCCGAGCAACGCGACGUGCAGUAACGAGGCCGUACUAGGCUGCCGACAACCCGUCGUUAAGCUGGAGCCACUCAAGACUGAUCCGCUGAAACCUGUGACGUUUCACAUAGGAAUGAACUCCAAACAAAUACUUGACACUUGCAGUGAGAACGCCGGACCGCCCACGUCGUGGUCGGUGCUGGGCGAUGGAUGCGGACCUCCUUCACCGCCACCCGUGCCACCGCCACGCCUCACUCCAGAACAACUCGCUCCACCUGCACCUUUCGUUUACGUAGAGUCCAAGCGCGACGCGUUUUCGCCACAACUGCAAGACUUCUGCCUCAAACAUCCCAUCGCUGUGGUGCGCGGCCUCACCGCCGCUCUUAAACUCGAUCUCGGUCUUUUCUCUACAAAGACACUCGUGGAAGCCUGGCCCGAUCAUGCAGUAGAAGUCCGUACUCAACUGAUGCAAUCGGCUGAUGAGAACUGGGAUCCGACAGGACGUCGUCGGGUGUGGGCUUGCGCAUCCCACAGGUCCCAUACUACCGUACGCAAGUACGCACAGUACCAGGCCGGCUCAUUUCAAGAGUCCCUGCGUGAGGAACGGGAAAGGGGAGGCGCCGCACCUACUGCGGGUGGUGGUGCACUAUCGGAUUCAGACGGACGAGAAUCCGGCUCUGGUCCAGUUAAACGUCGUCGUGCAUCGCGUAUGCUACGAUUCGGAACUAACGUCGAUCUGUCGGACGAGCGCAAGUGGCGGCCUCAACUUACGGAGCUUCAAAAGUUGCCGGCCUUUGCUCGCGUCGCUUCCGCCGCGAACAUGUUAUCUCACGUCGGGCACGUGAUCCUGGGAAUGAACACUGUACAGUUGUAUAUGAAGGUCCCCGGCAGCCGUACACCAGGUCACCAGGAGAAUAAUAACUUUUGCUCUAUAAAUAUCAAUAUCGGACCUGGCGACUGCGAGUGGUUUGGCGUUCCGGACGCGUAUUGGGGCGGCGUGCGGGAUCUCUGCGAACGACACGGCCUGUCGUAUCUUCACGGCUCGUGGUGGCCCGACCCCGAGGAGCUGCGAGCCCACGGCGUUCCGGUCUACCGCUUCACUCAACGCCCCGGCGAUCUGGUGUGGGUGAACGCGGGCUGCGUGCACUGGGUGCAGGCGACGGGCUGGUGCAACAACAUCGCAUGGAACGUCGGGCCGCUCACCGCUCGCCAGUACUCCCUCGCCCUCGAACGUUACGAGUGGAACAAGGUACAGAACUUCAAGUCAAUCGUGCCCAUGGUGCAUUUGACGUGGAAUCUGGCGCGUAACAUACGAGUGUCGGACCCUCGCCUGCACCGUGCCAUGCGCACGUGCCUGCUGCAGACGCUGCGCGGCGCGGCGGGCACGCUGGGCGCGGUGCGCGCGCGCAACGUGCCGGUGCGCUUCCACGGGCGCGCGCGCGGCGAGGCCUCGCACUACUGCGGCGCGUGCGAGCGCGAGGUGUGGCACGCGCUGCUGGUGCGCGAGCACGAGCGGCGCCACGUGGUGCACUGCCUGGCGUGCGCUCGCCGCGCCUCGCCCUCUCUGGCCGGCUUUCUCUGCCUGGAGGAGCAUCACAUGGACGAGCUCGCGCAGGUUUACGACGCUUUUACGCUACACCGACCUGCGCCGCCUCCCCCGGGCCCGGCGUCGGUGGGCCCGUCGCUGGGAGCUCCGCUCGGCCCUCCGCUCGGCCCGCCUCUCGCCUCUAUCCUACACGCGCCUCAAACGCCGCUCCCUCCGUUACCGGACUGA